CUGUCUGUCCUGGAACUCGCUCUGUAGACCAGGCUGGCCCGAACUCUGAGAUCGGCCUGCCUCUACCUCCUGCCGAGAUUUAAGGCGAGAGUCACUACCGCACCGGAAAUGGUUUUCGCACUUUUCAAUGAAUGAACUUUUGAGGUUAGUCGGUAACUUAGCUUGGGCGAUUGUCAAGUAUGAACGCUGUAGAUGAAAAGGCCCUGCAGCGAUGACACGCAAAAUGAACAUUAAGCUCACAACCCACGGCCGGGGUUGGAUACCCCGAGGUGGCCCAAUACAUUCUAUGUGGUUCAAGGAAGCGAAAACGCCUGACAGCCCUGGUAACCGCCCACAGUCCCACCGAAUCAGACGCAGGCCAGGGAUGUCAGAACCGGCAAUGCUCGCCGGCCAGAUUCAGAGAGCUGCACUAGCCCCCCACGGGCGGACCCGGGUCGCGCAUCCUCCACGAUGGGGAAGUGCCACCAGCUCUAGACCCCUCUAACCGGCUGGGGCCUUUCUCGCUGGUACAGCAGCCGACGCCCCAGGGCGGACGCUCCUCUGGCGCCAGGGGGCGCGCGGCUGCUCAGGGGACCUUCUGGCCUGCGACGGCAGCUCGACUGCUCCGAGGCGGGCCUGGUGAACCCCGGCGUUUCCCCCCAACGUGCGGGUAUCGCUUGAGCUACUACCAUGGAGGUGCCGAUGGGCACCGGGCCCCGGCAGGGUGGCGGAGGACUAGGCGCGACUAGGUCCACGUCCUCCGGCCGUACAACGCGGGCCUCGGCGAUACCCUGGGCGCGCUUCUCUGCCUGGCUGGAGUGCGUCUGCGUGGUCACCUUCGAUCUGGAGCUGGGCCAGGCGCUGGAGCUAGUCUACCCACGUGACUUCCAGCUCACAGACAAGGAGAAAAGCAGCAUCUGCUACCUGUCCUUUCCAGACUCCCACUCAGGAUGCCUUGGAGACACUCAGUUCAGUUUCCGUAUGCGUCAGUGUGGAGGACAGAGGAGCCUCUGGCAUGGUGACGACAGGCCCUAUAACAACAAGGCCCCUUUGGCACUGCAGAGAGAGCCGGCGCACUACCUGGGCUACGUGUACUUCAGACAGGUGAAGGACAGCUCUAUGAAGAGGGGCUACUUCCAGAAGUCUUUAGUGUUGGUGUCCCGCCUGCCAUUUGUCCGGCUGUUUCAGUCACUCCUAAGCCUGAUCGCCCCUGAGUACUUUGAGAAGCUGGCACCAUGCCUGGAAGCAGUGUGCAAUGAGAUUGACCAGUGGCCAGCCCCCGUGCCGGGGCAGACUCUGAACCUGCCUAUCAUGGGAGUCGUCAUUCAGGUGCGCAUUCCGUCCAGGGUGGACAAGCUGGAAUCCAAUCCUCCAAAGCAGUGUGACCAAGAGAACCUGCUGCCAGCCCCUGUCGUCCUCACUAGUGUCCAUGACCUGGAUCUGUUUAGGUGCUUCCGGCCGGUACUAACCCAUGUGCAGACCCUGUGGGAGCUCAUGCUCCUUGGGGAGCCGCUCGUGGUCCUGGCACCCUCGCCUGACGUGUCUUCAGAGCUGGUGCUAGCCCUGACCAGCUGCCUACAGCCCCUGAAGUUCUGCUGUGACUUCCGCCCCUACUUCACCAUUCACGACAGCGAGUUCAAGGAGCUCACGACGCGAACACAGGCUCCACCAAACGUGGUCCUGGGAGUCACAAACCCUUUCUUUAUCAAAACACUCCAGCACUGGCCUCAUGUCCUCCGAAUUGGGGAGCCCAAGAUGUCAGGGGACCUUCCUAAGCAGGUCAAGCUUAAAAAACCCUCACGGCUGAAGACCCUCGACACCAAACCAGGCCUCUACACCUCCUAUACUGCUCACCUCCACCGGGACAAAGCAUUGCUUAAAAGACUGCUCAAGGGCGUACAGAAGAAGCGGCCAUGGGAUGCACAGAGUGCCCUGCUGAGGCGGCACUUCCUAGAGCUCACACAGAGUUUCAUCAUCCCUCUGGAGCACUACAUGGCCAGCCUCAUGCCACUGCAGAAGAGCAUCACACCCUGGAAGAGCCCCCCCCAGAUCUGCCCCUUCCGCCAGGAUGAUUUCCUGCGUAGCCUGGAGCAUGCGGGACCCCAGCUCACCUGCAUCCUCAAGGGUGACUGGCUGGGCCUCUACAGGCGUUUCUUCAAGUCCCCCAAUUUUGACGGCUGGUAUCGGCAACGACAUAAAGAGAUGGCCCAGAAGCUGGAGGCUCUGCACCUGGAAGCGAUUUGUGAGGCGCAGAAUCUCGAGGCCUGGAUGAAGGACAAGUCGGAGGUGGAAGUGGUGGACCUAGUCCUGAAACUCCGGGAAAAACUGGUGCGGGCACAGGGCCACCAGCUCCCUGUGAAGGAGGUGACACUACAUCGGACUCAGCUGUACAUCGAUACAGUUAUUGGCUCCCUGCCCAAGGACCUCCAAGCAGUCCUGUGCCCUCCCUAGGACAGGGCCAACCUGUGUGGUCCUGGGGGCCUAAGUCUGCCAAGUUCUCUCUCCACCAGGCUGGGGCUCCUACCUCGGCUUCAGCCCCUCCCAGAACCACCUCUGUCCCAGCAGUAAAAAUGACAUUUGCAAUGACA
Molecule: messenger RNA, 2567 nt
Organism: Peromyscus eremicus (cactus mouse)
Lineage: Eukaryota; Metazoa; Chordata; Mammalia; Rodentia; Cricetidae
Gene: Dennd6b
Product: DENN domain containing 6B
Exons: 20
Coding region: 670-2430 (586 amino acids)
Cellular component (GO): recycling endosome
Molecular function (GO): guanyl-nucleotide exchange factor activity
Source: RefSeq, a predicted model, not a curated record